UUAGGCUGUUUUUCAGGUGUAAAAUCUCUUGGGGAAAUGGGGAUUGUUCGUUCUUUGCGGUCUUCAAUUCGAACAUGUAGAAAACUCUGUCGUUCGAUCGAACCGCUCUCCCCACAGUCUCGGAAAGAUUUUACGCGAACUCGCGAGUAGUUGUCUAUACCGAGGCUCAUGACUUUCAAACAUGACAAGUGGUUUUGUGACAAAAAUGAAGACUCCAAAUGCUUCAUCGAUUUCGCUUGCGAUCUCUCUUCUGUCCUUGAUUUCGUGGGCAACUUCGGCUGAUACCCAUGGGAGUUUUCUCCAAUGCCUUUCCCUUCAGUUUCCAGAUUCUAACUCAAUCUCCAAAGUCAUUUACACUCCUCACAACUCUUCGUACGAAUCCGUUUUGCAAUCCUCGAUACGAAUGGAGCAAUUCUUACCGUCUUUCGCAACCCCCAAACCUCUAGUCAUCAUUACACCAUUUCUAGAAUCCCAUAUCCAAGCAGCCAUUUAUUGUUCCAAACAGCAUGGCAUGCAAAUUCGGGUUCGGAGCGGUGGACAUGACUACGAGGGUCUCUCUUCCAUUUCCUACCAGGCCCCGUUUGUCAUCGUUGACCUUGUAAAUUUUCGAUCAAUCACUAUUGAUGAUGUCGGAAAUAGCACUGCAUGGGUUCAAGCCGGGGCCACGAUCGGUGAACUUUAUCAUGCCAUAGCGAAGAAAAGUCCAACUCUUGGCUUUCCAGCCGGUGUUUGCCCUACAGUAGGCGUUGGCGGACACUUUAGCGGGGGAGGGUACGGGAUGAUGUCCCGUAACUAUGGGAUCGCUGCUGAUAACAUCAUCGAUGCCCGAUUAAUCGAUGCAGAUGGCAGAAUUAUGAAUCGGGAAUCUAUGGGGGAAGACUUAUUUUGGGCCAUUAGAGGAGGCGGAGGGGCAAGUUUCGGUGUUAUUACUGCAUGGCGCAUAAAACUAUUGCCUGUUCCCGAAAAUGUCACUGUUUUCAUGGUGAUCAGAGACUUGGAACAAAAUGCAACUAAGAUUGUACACCGGUGGCAAUACGUUUCGGUGAAAAUCGAUAAAAAGCUACUUAUCAGGUUGUUUCUGAGGAGAGCUCGUUCUAGCCGAGACGGAAAAAUAACGGUACAAGCCUCAUUUGUUGCCUUGUACCUCGGUGGAAUCGACAGGCUGCUCCCGUUGAUGCAACGAAGCUUUCCCGAGUUGGGUUUGGUGAGAUCAGACUGUACCGAAAUGAGCUAUAUCGAUUCAACGCUUCACUUGGCAGGUAUGAACGGAAUGCCGCUUGAUAUUUUGCUGAACAGGACUUGGUCGCUAAUGUCAUAUUUCAAAGGAAAAUCAGACUAUGUGACGGAGCCAAUUUCUAAAACAGGGCUCAAAUCCAUAUGGAAAAGGCUCAUGGAACACCCCGAGGAGAUGAACGAGAUGCAAUUCAGUCCUUUCGGUGGAAGGUUGAGCGAGGUCUCGGAAUCCGCGACGCCUUUCCCUCACAGAGCGGGGACCUUAUACAGCAUCCAUUACGCAGUCUGGUCGUACGAACGAGGGAAAAGUGUGUUCGACCGGCAGAUGAGAGGGAUCCGAAGAUUUCAUAGCUUUAUGACUCCUUACGUUACCAAGAAUCCAAGAUCUGCAUAUCUAAACUACAGAGAUCUUGAUCUGGGGGUAAAUAACAAAGGGAACACAAGCUAUGAACAAGCAAGCAUUUGGGGGUUGAAAUAUUAUGGGAAUAACUUUAAGAGAUUGGUUCAUGUGAAGGCCAAGGUUGAUCCUGGUAACUUCUUCAGGAAUGAGCAAAGCAUUCCACCCAUAAGCGGCUCUGCCUUGGGCCACGGAUAUUCUAAUGAGCAUCCUAAAUUAUUUCUCAUAAUAUGCAUGGUAAUUUAUAUACUUCAAGUUCAACUCGUUAUUUGAACGACCAGGUCCGUUAAAUUCGA
Molecule: messenger RNA, 1926 nt
Organism: Rhododendron vialii
Lineage: Eukaryota; Viridiplantae; Streptophyta; Magnoliopsida; Ericales; Ericaceae
Product: berberine bridge enzyme-like 18
Exons: 1
Coding region: 182-1903 (573 amino acids)
Molecular function (GO): oxidoreductase activity; FAD binding
Source: RefSeq, a predicted model, not a curated record